Puccinia graminis f. sp. tritici CRL 75-36-700-3 is the source of this 1375-nucleotide messenger RNA. RefSeq names its product replication factor C subunit 2/4. NCBI's taxonomy places the organism in Eukaryota, Fungi, Basidiomycota, Pucciniomycetes, Pucciniales, Pucciniaceae. The transcript is spliced from 6 exons. Gene Ontology annotation, biological process: DNA-templated DNA replication; DNA repair. Gene Ontology annotation, molecular function: DNA clamp loader activity; ATP binding; DNA binding. Bases 54 to 1202 code for a protein of 382 amino acids. Gene Ontology annotation, cellular component: DNA replication factor C complex; nucleus. The record is from RefSeq and is a predicted model, not a curated record.
UUCACCGACCAAGUCAACUGUUGACAUUGAACCAUCACCACCAACAAGCCAUCAUGAACGCCUUCGAAUUCAUGCGUGCAGGCGCGGCCGCCAAGAAGAAUGCUCCGACGGCCGAUUCAAGCUCCAGUCAGCCCCCAGCAGCGUUGCCUUGGAUUGAGAAAUACAGACCAAAGUCGAUAGAGAGCGUCCAGGGUCAAGAAGGUACCACCAAAAUUCUUUCCAAAGCUCUCAAUCGGGCCGAUUUACCUCAUAUGCUGUUUUACGGUCCACCUGGAACUGGGAAAACUUCAACUAUCCUGGCUUUGGCUAGGGAUUUGUUCGGACCAGAGCUCAUGAAGUCGCGUGUCUUGGAAUUGAAUGCAUCCGACGAACGUGGAAUCUCUGUCGUCAGAGAGAAAAUCAAGAACUUUGCCAAAGUUUCCAUCAGCCCAGCCACAUCUGGUUAUCCAUGUCCGGCCUAUAAGAUUAUCAUCUUGGAUGAAGCUGAUUCCAUGACUCAAGAUGCUCAAUCCGCGCUACGAAGAAUCAUGGAGAAUUAUUCCAAGAUCACUCGAUUCUGUUUGAUUUGCAAUUACGUUACUCGAAUUAUUGAACCUAUCGUAUCACGAUGUAGCAAGUUCCGAUUUAAACCGUUGUCGGUCUCUGGAACUCGAUCAAAAUUAACAGAAAUAUCAACGCUAGAGUCGAUCAAGAUCUCCGACAAUGUGCUUGAUUCACUGAUCUCGAUCUCGGCUGGCGAUUUACGUCGAUCGAUUACGUUUCUACAAUCUGCUUCAAAGUUGGCGACCUCGGAUGAAAUACUAGCACAGGAUAUCGAAGAGAUAGGCGGAAUUGUGCCUCAAAAACUGAUGGGACGGCUGCUGGAAGCUGUAGGGAUUGAGGUUCGAGGUCAAGUGGGUGCUGGUGGUGACGAGGACGUUGAAAUGUCAGACGUCGAUCAGAAAAAAGGGCGUCAGAAAACUCCAUUUGAAAAAAUUCAGGAUGUUGUUACGAGCGUCCUGCGAGAAGGCUACAGUGCAGUUCAGAUCAUUAAUCAGCUGCAUGAUUUGAUCCUUCUCGAUACUCUAAUUCCCUCGAAGCCGAAAGCGCUGAUCUCAGUUGCUCUGGGUGAAGCUGAUAAAUACUUGAAUGAUGGAGCUGAUGAAGGCCUCCAGAUCUUGGCGGUUUGCUUAAAGAUCUCAAAGGCGAUCAAUCAAGCUUAAAAAAUGUAAAACAAAUCAUCCACAUUUUUUUUCCUGGGAUCCAAUCCUUUUUAUCCUCACACAUUUUUGUUCAUGAUUAUUCUGCGUUAUGUUUUGGAAUCAAGUGUGGCUUUCGUAGUGGUAUCUGGUGAGUUUGGAUUGUCAAGGAAUCAGAACAAUAUAAUGAGCCUGGG